AUGGUCAAGACUUCCGUCCUCAACGAUGCGCUUAACGCCAUCAACAACGCCGAGAAGAGCGGUCGCCGUCAGGUCCUGAUCCGCCCUUCCUCCAAGGUCAUCAUCAAGUUCCUUUCCGUCAUGCAGAAGCACGGCUACAUUGGCGAGUUCGAGGAGGUUGACGACCACCGCUCCGGCAAGAUCGUCAUCCAGCUCAACGGCCGUCUGAACAAGUGCGGUGUCAUCAACCCCCGUUACCCCGUUCAGCUCCGUGACCUCGAGAAGUGGGCCACUCAGCUCCUGCCCUCCCGUCAGUUCGGUUACGUCGUCCUGACCACCUCCGCUGGUAUCAUGGACCACGAGGAGGCUCGCCGCAAGCACGUUGCCGGCAAGCUCCUCGGUUUCUUCUACUAA
Messenger RNA from Aspergillus vadensis CBS 113365, 393 nucleotides. RefSeq names its product 40S ribosomal protein uS8. Bases 1 to 393 code for a protein of 130 amino acids. NCBI's taxonomy places the organism in Eukaryota, Fungi, Ascomycota, Eurotiomycetes, Eurotiales, Aspergillaceae. The transcript has 2 exons. The record is from RefSeq and is a predicted model, not a curated record. Gene Ontology annotation, molecular function: structural constituent of ribosome. Gene Ontology annotation, biological process: translation. Gene Ontology annotation, cellular component: ribosome; cytosolic small ribosomal subunit.